Archocentrus centrarchus (flier cichlid) is the source of this 3824-nucleotide messenger RNA. RefSeq names its product histone deacetylase 7-like. Gene Ontology annotation, molecular function: histone deacetylase activity. Lineage: Eukaryota; Metazoa; Chordata; Actinopteri; Cichliformes; Cichlidae. The transcript is spliced from 24 exons. The coding region runs from base 236 to 2917 and encodes 893 amino acids. Gene Ontology annotation, cellular component: histone deacetylase complex. The record is from RefSeq and is a predicted model, not a curated record. Gene Ontology annotation, biological process: negative regulation of transcription by RNA polymerase II; epigenetic regulation of gene expression.
UACCUCGAACGGUCAGAUAACUGUCACAAUAACGCAGAAAAAAGCGCUGAAGAUGACAAGGACAGGCUCUUGGACUAAGCUUACGUUCAUCUGACUUGUUGUAACCCUUGUAGCUGGCUUUUAUUCCCACCGGUGUCUUUUGAAAGUUAAAAUACGUCGCUUUUGAACUUCACCUCCAAAAGUGGAUGUGAUCAUCAGCAAGCAGGUUUCUUUGCCCAUUAAUGGGAAUCCACCCAUGGAUCUAAGUGUGACCCACAGGUUGUUACAUCCAGGCCCCGAUUCGGCCAUGCUGGCUCCUCGCACUCCUUUCUUCCUGGGACCCUACAACGCUCCGCAUUGUGCCCAGUUUUCCCAGCAGCACUUGCAGUAUAACAUUGAACAAAGGCAAAGAGAGAUGGGUGAGGAGAAAAGAGAAGAGCUACAUCAGCUGAUACAAAAGAGUAAAAAUGAGCAGAGUGCUGUGGCCAGUCCCCUGGUAAAGCAAAAACUUCGAGAACACAUAAUUAUGAAGAGCCAGCCUACCCAUGACAGAGUGACUCCCAACCACAACAGUCCUGCUCCAGGAUUUGGGCUCCGGGUUCCUGACAUGUCCCCAAAGCCUCAGCCUACGCCCUGUGACCAGCGUGUCUUGAGAAGAACAGUCUCUGAACCCACGCUGAAGUGGAAGUUAAAGAAACUCAUCACCACAAGACCAAACCCGUUGCAGCGUAAGAUCAGUGCCCCUCCUGCCGUCAAGCACAGGACUGAAACUCUGGACUCCUCACCGAGCAGCAGCAGCAAUCCAGCAUCAGGGUGCAGCUCUCCAAACGACAGCCUCCAUUCAGAUAAUGGCUCCCUGCCACUGUCCCAUGAGGCUGACUUGCGAGAAGCAAGGCCAUUGGCAGUAUCAGGUCUCCAUCAGGUCUACCUGCCUCUAGAAGGAAGUGGUCCAACUCUUCCUCAGCGACUGCAGCCCGUGCUUAUACUGGAACCACAUACUGGGCUUCUGCGCCCCCAGCUUGUCUCUCUUCCUGGUUUGAGCUCCAUCCCUCUGCAGCAGCACCCUCACCUGUCUUCUCCAUCCAGAAGACAAGGCCACAAACCUUUGGAGCGAACACGUUCAGAACCGCCACCCUACAGCCACUCACAGCUACCUCUGCAAACCAGCCAUCAUCCACAUAUCCAGCACCUGCUGCACCAGCAGCAGUACCACAAGAGUGGGGUGGACAGGUUCAAGCAGAAUCCACACCUGAGCAAGAUCCCAUCAGAGGACAUGGACUUCGAGGAGACUGGAUCGGGAUCGGGUUCGGGGACAGGUUCUGUGUGUGGCUCAGAGCCCGGCUCAGUGUGUGAGGAUGACUACCGCCGGAGACAGAGCAAUGCCAGCACAGACUCAGUUUAUGACACAGAGUCCACUACCUCCUCCCGGGAGAGCUUGAUUGAGCCUUCUUUCAAUCAGAGGCAGGUGAUCCUUAGAUCAAGUCUGCAGAUAGAUCCAAUGAGUGUGCCAUCCUUAAUUUGGCCUCACCAGCCUGUCAGUCGGUCCCGGUCCUCCCCAGCGUCCACUUCCCUGCCUCCUGCUUCACAUCAAGCCACCACCAUACCUUCCAUGUCAUUGUCCAACCCUGCUACAGACAUCCAGCUACGCUUCACCACAGGUUUGGCGUAUGAUGGUCAGAUGCAGAAGCACCAGUGUAUCUGUGGGGACAACAGCCGCCACGCUGAGCAUGCAGGGAGGAUCCAGAGCAUCUGGUCUAGACUCCACGAAAGGGGCCUAAGGAGUCAGUGUGAGCGCAUCCGCAGUAGAAAGGCAACCUUAGAAGAGCUGCAGUCAGUCCAUUCAGAAAAACACGUGCUUUUAUUCGGCACCAACCCACUCAGCCGCCUCAAGCUGGACAGCCGCAAACUCGCUGGAAUCCUGUCUCAACAUGUUUUUUUGAUGUUACCAUGUGGAGGGGUUGGGGUCGAUAUUGAUACAGUCUGGAAUGAACAUCACACAUCAGCAGCUUCCCGCAUUGCUGCAGGAUGUGUCACAGACCUGGCACUAAAGGUGGCACAAAGAGAGCUGAAGAAUGGCUUUGCAGUUGUGAGGCCCCCUGGACACCAUGCAACCCAUUCCUCCCCCCUGGGCUUCUGUUUCUUCAACUCUGUGGCCAUUGCUGCCAAGCAGCUCCAGCAGAAACUCAGCGUCAGCAAGAUCCUCAUUGUGGACUGGGAUGUGCACCAUGGCAACGGCACCCAGGAAGUCUUCUAUAGCGACCCGAGUGUGCUGUACAUCUCUCUACAUCGCUAUGACAAUGGCAACUUUUUUCCCGGUAGUGGACACCCCAGCGAGGUGGGUGCAAGUCCAGGUGAGGGCUUUAAUGUGAAUGUAGGAUGGAUGGGUGGACUGAACCCCCCAAUGGGCGAUGCAGAAUACCUGGCUGCAUUCAGAGCUGUGGUGAUGCCCAUCGCUCACGAGUUUUCCCCUGAUGUCGUCCUCGUGUCAGCUGGCUUUGAUGCUGUUGAAGGACAUUCAUCAUCACUGGGAGGAUACAAGGUUACAGCCAAGUGUUUUGGCUUCUUGACCCGUCAACUGAUGUCACUGGCAGGGGGAAAGGUGGUCCUGGCUCUGGAGGGUGGGCAUGAUCUCAAAGCUAUCUGCGAUGCUUCCGAAGCCUGCGUCAGCGCCUUGCUGGGCAUGGAGGUGGAGCCUCUCUCCCAGUCCGUGUUGGACCAGAAGCCCUGUGAAAAUGCAGUGCUUUCUCUGCAGAAAGUCAUCCAGAUUCAUGGUGAGUACUGGCAGAGUUUGAAGGAUUCAGCCGCCACAGUGGAUAUGUCCUACUUGCAGGCACAAAGACGAAGACUGAGACGAGACUCGGACAGCGAGGCCGUCAGCGCUAUUGCCUCUCUGUCAAUGGGGUCCCUCACAUCCGACAGGAAACAGUCUGAGAAAUGACUGAGAAAGGUGAUUCUCUCUGAAGAAAGAGUCUCCUCCUCACAACAAAGUCUCUACACACUCUGUACACACACAAACACACAAAGUAGCGCUUUGGAUCAUCACUGGAAGCAGAUGUCACCUCACAAAAACUCCACCUGCCCUACUACUGGCUGCAGUCUGACCCCUGUGAUUCAAACACACUGAUGACCAGUGACCAUCUGGACCACAUUCAUACUCUCAUCCCUGGCUGAAAUGAGAGAAAGCUAAAAGAGACACCCAGAUGCAGGUUAAUGAAGGGUUUUCCCCCCGUAGCAACAUGACAUUGCAUGUACAUCUUGAGAAAACACAACUCUGCAAAAUUUAGAGACUGCUUUGAAAUAACUCUAGCACGACCUUGCGAAAGAGCCCUAAGACUGUUGUAGGGAAGGGUCAAAGGUCACCUCAGCUUAUGGAGCCACUCAAUUUGAGAGGAAGGAGUCAUCCCCGAAGGGUGUGUGAGUGAAGGAGAGCAGACGUAUCCCUGUAUCGUGAUGUCAUUCGUCUGCAUGUGACAGCGACGUUGCGAGUUUUUCUGAUCAUCUUGCACUGCAUGUCUGUUCAUAUUAUCAGUUUAUUUGACCUGUGGAACACAAAUGUCAACAUGACAGGUUUUUUUAAGAAUCUAGAGUGAAGCUACAAUGAAGUCUGACACACACGUGUCUCCUAUUGUUUUAUUUGUAUGUUCACAUAUUUUUUCUUUUUUCUUUCUUGGCGUAUCGGGCGAGCGCAUGCAGCAAGACCUCGGACUGCUGUAGUUAUUGAUAACGCUCCCCAACAGAUAAAAGACACGUCAGUCUCUGACAAAUUACAUUUUAAAUAUGUAGACAUGCUGUAGUUAGUAUUGGUGGCAUUAGUCACAAUGAAGAGCUAAUACCUCUAUUCACUG